Lytechinus pictus (painted urchin) is the source of this 6600-nucleotide messenger RNA. Its product is annotated as ABC transporter F family member 4-like. Gene Ontology annotation, cellular component: astral microtubule. Gene Ontology annotation, biological process: mitotic spindle assembly; regulation of mitotic cytokinesis; mitotic cytokinesis. Gene Ontology annotation, molecular function: microtubule binding. The transcript is spliced from 8 exons. The coding region runs from base 383 to 2929 and encodes 848 amino acids. The record is from RefSeq and is a predicted model, not a curated record. NCBI's taxonomy places the organism in Eukaryota, Metazoa, Echinodermata, Echinoidea, Temnopleuroida, Toxopneustidae.
AUGAUAUGAAUAUUCAUGAUGCGAUUUCCUUUUUCGUGAUUUUUCUUCACAAAUUUUUGUCCAUUUCCUCUUCAUAAUGACAUUUCUUGAAGCAAUUUUCUAGGGAUAUGGUCUGAUUGUAAUAUUCUUCAUUUUCUAUAUAACUUCGUCUUCGUAGAAAUAUCAAAAAGUGUAAUUUUAUACGAUUUUUCCUACAGUUCACAAUCCCCAUAGGCGCGCGUGUACGGUAGGGACAACCGGUGAAUCGACGGAGUGCUCUUCAUCGAAAUACUACGUUGGUUGGUCCCCGGAAGUGGCGGGCGGAAUUUAGCCCGAAUCCUCGAUGGAAGUCGAUCAAGUGCAUAUGAGCUGAGAGAGUGAAAUAUCAGUGCACUGAUGCAAGAUGUCACUGAAGAAAAAUCCCUCUUUCCAGGAGGAGCUUUCAUCCAAACUGAAAGAAAGAAAGAGACGAGGACUUAGUACAGGUUUCACUUCAGAAUCUGAAGACAGUGACGAUGAUGAUGCGCUUGGAGGUCUCAGUGAUGAUGACAUCCUGUCUCAGUUCACCUCCAAGAACUCAAAGAAGCCACAACCAUCUCAGUCCAAACCGUGGGAGCCACCUUCCACUAAACAGAGGCCGUCACCUUCACCAUCACCUCGCUCUCUGACUAAAUCGUCCAGCGAUGCCUUCCCAAAAGCUCCUCCAAGAAACAGAGGUCUAUCUGGAAGUGAGAGUCCAAAGUCCAGGAAGUCAGCAGGUUCACCAGAUCCUAUCAGGGCUCUCCUUGGAGAUGACAAUGGCACAAAGAAGAAGCCUCCUCCCAAGCCGAGUCCAAGACUACUUUCAGGGACCACAGACUCGUCUCCACGAUCAGAGGAUGACUCCCCUAGACCUCAACCAAGGCCAAGGAAUAAAGGACCAUCAGAGAUUGACAAAUUGCUCGGCAUUGCUUCAUCCCCAGAGCCAGAGAAAAGAAAGAAAUCCUUGUUUGAUGAGUAUGAUGAGAGCCAGGGACCUAAGGGUGGUUCUGGUAAGCAGCCACCUAAACCUAAGGACAGAUCAAAAUCUCCGCUGAUGGACAUGUCAGGGCAAAGAGGAAAGUCUUCUAAGACUAGAAGUGGAUCUCCCGAAAGGAAAUCGCCCAACCUUGAUGACUUGUUAGGCAUGAAGAACAAAAGCAAACAAGAGAGGACUUCACCAGAGCUGAAGCCGAAAUCCAAGAGUAGGAGCGGCUCCCCAGAGAGACAAGCUAGUAAGGCAAUUAAUGAUCGGCGGAAAAAGGAUAAUAAAUCUCCCGAUCUUGAUGAUUUGUUGGGUCUUACAGACAAGAAGAAAUCAGAAAGGGUUUCAAGUAAUUUGAAGCCCAAGAUCAGGAGUGGAUCACCUGAUAGAAGGGGUGGGGGAGCAAAUGAUGAUCAACGGAAAAGAGACAAGUCUCCAGAUUUAGAUGACCUUCUGGGAUUAAGGAGCAAGAAGAAUCGAAGUCCAUCACCAGAAAGGAAUCGUGGUAAGGAGCCUAGAUCAGAGAUAGAUGAUCUUCUAAGUGGUCCGUCCUCCAGAUCAAAACCCAGGAAACAGAAAGGACUAUUGGACUCCUCGUCGGAUGAAGAUGAUGAAGUGUCCAAAGUGAACAACAGGUUAGGUUCCAUGAACCUGAAGCAGAAAGGAGGGUCAAAAUCAGCUUCUCCUAAACCGAAAAGCCUUCUGGACACCCUUGCAGAUUCUGAAGAAGAGGAUGUUAGCUCCAAACGUGGUAGAAGUAGAAGGUCACCGUCUCCUCAAGGCUUUCCACCAAAGCCAAAACCUAGAGUGCCGCAGGACAGAAAAGACACAAAAGUCAACGGAGAGACACCUCAAAAGUCAGACGACUCCAGAGUUAACUCUCGUAAGAACCGAAUACCGGGUCUGAAUUCGGAUUCUGAUGAUGACAAUAGUCGGGUCUGGUCCAACAAGAAAGGCAAGCAGAAGCAAUCACUUCUGGAUGUUUUAGAUGAUGAACCUGUAAGAAAGAAAGAUAAAAAGAAAGCUAGAGGAUUGCUUGAUGAUAGUGAUGAUGAUAGCGACAUGGAAGAUCAUCCUCCAAAGAUGACAAAUAGGCGACCUAAGGAGGGUUAUCAAAGUGAUGGAGAAUCAGAAAAAGAAAAGAAGAAAAAACCAAAAGUUCACAAACCAACUCCUACCAGGCCCAAGUCAGCUGCAGUGGGCUCUCUCAACUCAAGCUUCAACUCCGGUGAGAUAAUGGCUACACUUGGCUCAGCGGGAGGGGUGCAGGAUUCCUCUGCUAUCAGACAGGCCAUCUAUGAACAAUGGCGGGCAGAGAAAACAGAGAGACUGAAGAAGCAGAAGAAGGAAGCAAAGAAGAGGGAGGAGGAAGAGAAGGAGAAGAAAGUCAAGGAAGCCGAAGAGAAGAAGUUUGAAAACAUGGCUUCUUUCAAGGCUUGGCAGGAUUCCAAGAAAUCCGUGUUGUCAGACCAACGCAAGAAAGAGCUCAAGAAACAAGAGGGAGAACGGCGCAAGAAGGAAGAAGAAGAAUCCAAGAAGUAUGACGCGAAUAAGGCCUUUGAGAUGUGGAAGGCUGAUAAAGAUGAGGUUCUCAUCGACAAACAUCGGAAGGAAAAGAAAAAGCAGAAGAACCUGGAAGAAACCAAAAUCUAUGAGAAGGAGAACAAAGAAAAAGAUGCCAAUAGCGCUUACAAGAAAUGGAAAUCCGUCAAGGACGACAAGCUGCACGAUGCCGAGAAGAAGAAAAGACGAGAUGAGCAGCUGAAGCGGGAGAUGGAGGAACGGGAGAGGAGAGAGAAGGAGAAAGAUAGCCACAUUGCCUAUGAUGAAUGGGAGGAGAAACUCCAGAGAAGGAAAGAGAGAGAAAGGAGGAGACUACAAAACACUCAGCCUAUCUCAACAACUCCAUUUAGACCUAGUGGGAAGACUAUCCCUUUCAGAAGAUGAAAUAAGUAUUUAGUUGCUUGUAAAAAAAAGAUAUAUCAGAAAGAACUCAAUGUAUUUUUAUGCCUCUGCUCGAAGGCAUAAUGUUUUUGGAUAGCCUGUUACCCCAUUUCAUUCUCACGUUAGAAACUAAAGAACUCUUUAGCGAAUCUGCUUGGCCCAAGUAUGCAUUUAGGAGUGUUGAUGAGCUGCUACGUUUUGCGGGUAUCAAGGUCAAAGUUUAAUGAGGUCAUGAUAUGCCUAAAAUUAGAAUGUUCUCGCGAUAACUAGAAAACCAUUAUAGGGUUCAACUUCAACCUUGGUUAUGGUUGCUUUUAACAAUGAUCUGAAUAGACUUUGCAGUCACAAGGUCAAAGGUCACAGAUGUCAUAUACCUGAAAAGAUAGGUCAAUACUUUUAUCGUUUCUGUUGCAGGGACAAGAAGUGUCAGAUAGGUGUAGUGAGAUAAAGUCAGGAAGGUUAUUAUCAGUCGGAGCUCAAUAUAUAUAGAUGAAGAAAUGAUGAACCAGGCUGUGGAAUAUCUAAAAAUAAGUUUCAGUUUUUAGUCUUAAUUUCCAUCAUUUAUGUAGGGAGAUUGUUCGAUAAGAAAGAAAGAUAAGAAACAGGUGAUAUUUGAAAUAGAUUGAAUAGUGAAGACGAUAGACAGAACCAUUGUUUUAGGAACAGAAAACUUAGAUUUGGAAGAGAUGUAGACAGAUACAGGGUGGUACAUAACUUUUUAGAAGCACUUGCCCGGUCAGGCAAGUAACUUUUUAGAUAGGUGGAAUAUACUUCCCCAAAAAAUCUAUUUCACUUGCCCGAAAAAUCCUUGAAAAAAAAGUUUAACCUUGUCAAUAGAAUAUAAACUAUUGACCCUUUUCUCUCUUUUGACAUGAAUUGAUCUAUCUUGUUAUUUCAUUUCUUUUUCCAGAGUGAUUUUAUCUUGCCUGCCAUGACCAAAAUUAGGGUCAACAUCAUAUCAACCCUAAUUUUGGUCAUUCUACUAUGAGAAUUUGGCUUACCCUAUUUGGGCAAGUAGUUUUGGUCUUUACUUCAAAACACUUGCCUGACUCUAACUUUUACUUGCCCUGGGCAAUCGGGUGAGUGCUUAUGUAGCACCCUGCGAUAUUAAGAUUAAGAUAGGUAGGUCAAUUUUAACCUUUUCUGUGUAUAGAUUUGUAACCGUCCUUGAGCAAUAUGUACUUAUUCAGGAUAAUUAUUGUUGGAUUUAUGUGGAACUAUAUAUGUGUACUGAAUGUGAAUUGCCACUUACUACCUGACCUGUGCUCUGUGAGAUCAAUUUAUGUAGUGCAAUACUCUGUACAAAAUUACUUUCUCUGUAGUAUUCAGAUUUUCUAAUGUUUUCAAGGUGUAAAUAGAUUUAUCCUAUUUAAUUGUGUAUUUAAUUGAGAGUGAAAUUGGUAUAGGCCAGUUGGUUCCAGUGUAUUCAUGAGUUGUCAUGCUUACAAGAUUUAAAUGCUUUGUGUAGUGGAGAACAGACUUCAUUUGUCACCCUGAAAACUUUCCCCUCUUAUUCAAAUAGAUUCAUUUUGAACCCGUUGUUUUUCAGUGAGCUGACCUUGGGUCUUUUCAUAUUUCUGUGAGGUGUUUACAGACAAUUUUAGUAUAGAUUUGUAAGUUCCAAAUUUAUUGAAAUUUGUUUAAAUUACUUUGAUUUCAUGUUGUCCAGGUACACAUAAAGCAGUUCAAACAUUCACAUAUCAUAUGUAUACAAUUCAGCUUUGAAAGCUGUAUGGCCAGGUUCCAUGACAUUUGCUCCGGCGCCAAAUGCUCUGAUGGAAAAUCUGCGUGUUAAGUCAAACCUAAAAUCCAACCUCCAAACUGGAUAAACCCUAAUCAUUAUCUUUAUUUUUUAUUAUCCUGAACCAAAAAUUUUAUUACAACCCUGAAACUAACACUAUAUGUAUGCCCUUGAUAUUAAGACUGCAGCAAAUGUCGCUGGAGCAUAUGUCAUGUGACCGUAUAGCCCAUUCAGAUUUGAACAGAAAUAGUCAUACAUGAUUGUCUGUAGAUUGAUGAAAGCACUCUUCAUCUUUCAUAUUGCAGGGGUGUGAGAGUUCAGAUUUCUAGCCGAUUUCAGAUUGAUUUUGUUUUGAUUUUCAGCUUAUUUGGCUUUUUCCUCUACAAAAAAGUAUGGGAGCUCUUUUUAUUUCAGACUUUUUCAACAUAUCAGCUUUUGUCAAAUCUCUUUAUUUGUGACCACUUACGCCCCUGAUAUCGUCUCCAUUUUCACCAACCCUAAAAAGGAUUUAAAAGGAACGUGUCAUAUAUAGCUUAAUGGCUGAUUGAUCAUACAUAAUUACGAAAUGAAUGCAAUCAAUCGUAGAAGUCGCCCUUCCUAUCAAUAAACGCUUUAUAGUUACAGGUUAAGCUUCAUGGCCAAUGGCCAAGGUGGCCAUAAAGCUGUUUGUAGGUUACUUCAGAAGACUGAUGGUCCUUUCUUGUGGAAAAUGAUACACAUCAUAUUUCCAUUGGUGUUGAUAUAGUUCUGAAGAAGGGUCACCAGUCGUAAAGUCGCUUGUAACUUAUGAGCAGCUUUAUGAAACACCCCCCCCCCCCAGGUUAAGGUUUAUGGCCCAGGUUUAGCUUAGGUUUUGUUGCUAUUUUGGAGGGCUUAAUGUUUGUGCUAAAUCUUUGUGAUGGGAAUUAUUUUUUUUAUAUCAUUGACAUAGUACAAUAUCUAACUGCUAGAGGCUGAAAUUUUGAGAUGAUAGACAUUUGACAGUGUAGUGCAAACAUUUUUUUUCAUUGUUUUUUACCUCUUGGGAUGCCUGUGAGAACAGUGAUGAUAUCAAGAAUACAAGACAUAAACACUUGACAUUUAUUAAGAAUGGUGGAAUUCAUAUGAAAUUUAUAUUUAUUUACAGAAUAUAUAAAUUCUUUUGUACAUUGUGAAAACACAGACAUAUCACUCUUUUUUUUUUAACUAAAUAAUCUACAUUGGAAUAUUCAUGAUAUAGUCAUUAAUCUUAUUGCGAAGCAUGUAUCUCAAAACAAAAUUCGAUAACCAAUAUUGUGCCAAAUGAAUGGCAGAUAAGAAUUCUUAAGAACAUACAUGAUAUUGCGUUCCUUUCAUUAAUAUAUUGUAUCGGUACUUGAGUAAAAUAAAGUUAUCUAUUUGCUACAUGUAUUAGCUAUAAAUGAAUUUGUCUAUUAUAUAAACUAUGAAGGAGAUAUCACCUUUUCCAAUUUUAUUGUCUGAAAUGGGACAGAUUAUCAAGUCUGCAUAAAGUCAUAAAAUAAAAUUUGAAUUCCCUGUCAUAUUGUUCUGUGCAAGCCUUGUGGCCGGGUUGUGGGCAAUCACCCGCAACAAAAUUCAAAACUUUUCUACGUGCAAAUCAGACUUGCGUGCACUUCUGCAGGUAACUGUGUGAGAAACGUGCGAAACUGUCAAUGCCGGCGACCUGUGGGUAGCAAUAACGGUCACAUGCAAGGCUUGCAUGGAACGAUAUGACAGAGCCUUAAAAGAAUUAAAAGAAUUUUCAGACUAAAUGCAAAACAUGCAUUAUUUACCAGUUUUAAGUUGAUAUUUAGGUUUGCCUGAGUAAGCCUGACUCUCCCUUUUUACUGUAAUCCAAACUCUCACUUUGAAUGUAUACAAUCCUGUAUGAUUUGAACAAAUUGCUAAUAGUCUGGUACUCAAUAAAUCUUAAUGAAUUAAUUAAUGAAUUAAU